Messenger RNA from Pisolithus orientalis, 1112 nucleotides. RefSeq lists its product as uncharacterized. Lineage: Eukaryota; Fungi; Basidiomycota; Agaricomycetes; Boletales; Pisolithaceae. The transcript is spliced from 2 exons. The coding region runs from base 170 to 748 and encodes 192 amino acids. The record is from RefSeq and is a predicted model, not a curated record.
CUCACCCUGAAGUUUCUAAACUCGCAAGUGACUGCAACUACUCCCGUCCCGACGUGAUAUUCUCACUCUCAUCAAUUGUCCCGUACUCUUACGGACCUUGCCCUCUUCGAGGGAAAAACGCUGAGUGGCCAUUGGGAAUCUUGACUGCUAGCACUAAAACUACGGUUCCAUGCAGCCGUUACCUCCUUCCUUCAAGGCUCUCUACCGUCUGAUAUUACGCGCGACAUCCGCGUCGGUUCUUCACAAAACCAGUGCACGAAAGAACGUUGUCAAGCUAUGGAGACCUACUUUCGACAAUGCAGCGCAGUUUAUCCGCGUUCUGGAGUCCAGGCAACCAAGCUCUGCUGUAUGCCAAAGGCAUAAAGCACCUUUGGACAUCUGGCAAAGGCGAAUGGAUAACACUUUGACGUUUCUACUGUCGUCUGCGCAAUCUCGUAGUCUUCCUCAUAAAGUUAUCAGGAAUGCCAAUAUUCUGAGUGGCACGCAUCGCGUUUGGGUUCGAGAAAACUAUUAUAGGGGUAUCAAACAAUGGAACCCUCAACGACCACCAACCGCCUGUGAAUACGACCCAAGGUCUCUUCUUCCCAAAGAUAGGCGGGCGAUGAACCUCCGGGCCAAAACCAGGGAAGGAAAGAAAGUUAAUGAACUGUGCUGGAAUGCCCUUGGCGAAGUCGUACGGAUGGCAGAGGCCAGACAUGAUUUGUCGUUGGGCAGGCACCGCGUGAAAGCAUGGGUGUUCGAACGCUAACAACUUUGGCGGUGGAAUCGGUCCGAUCUGUACAAUUCAAGAACAAUUAACUGUAUGUUGUUGUGAUUCCUCUCAAUAAUUGCCCGCCGCAACUAACGCAAUGUGGACGAUGGCGUCAGGCAUCAAUGGAAGGAUAAAGUUUACAUUGCUACCCCUACUUCUACUUCAUGGUGACAAUAGUUUCAAGUGCCGAUCAAACUUUCUCACUAGACAGUCACCAUCCCCUCAUGACGUCCCGUCCUCGUUGCGAGUGAGUACUUAGCAUCCUGUUAUUGUUUUCGAAACAAAUGGAUGUCACGUGAUGCUACAUGCUUUCCCGUGCUGCCUGGGCAACAAUAAGUUGGAUAAGACGUUAUCAACGUCA